Messenger RNA from Porites lobata, 14294 nucleotides. The record is from the annotation of a GenBank genome assembly. NCBI's taxonomy places the organism in Eukaryota, Metazoa, Cnidaria, Anthozoa, Scleractinia, Poritidae.
AGGGGCAAGGAGGAGGGUGGAAACUAGUUCCCUUGUUGGGGGUCUGGGUUCCACAAAAAUAUAUGGCUGACAGGCUGACAGUCACAGAUGGGAAAGUAAUCGUUGGAUAUGGAGGAAGAAAAAGGUCAAAAGAGACCCUUAGAAGAAGACGAAAGCUGUUUGCUUUCAUUAGCUGAUGAACUGAUUGAUAUGGUGUUGUCUUAUCCUUUUAUUGAUCACCAAGAUUUGUGUCGCUGUGCCCAAGUUUGUAGAAGGUUGAAUCGAAUUGCAAUGGGAAAUGAAGUGUGGAAAAAGAAAUCACUUUUGAGGUAAAGGACAUAUUUCGAGCUUAUCUGCCUUGAAAAUUUGGUAAUUUUCGGUUAAAUCUAGUUUUCGUGCGUGUUUUCAGCCUAUUCCUUUCUUACGACCCAAACAGAGAGAGAAUCUAAACGUAUGUUAAUAAUCUAAAGUGUGACUGAUCAUGGGUGUUUAUUUUCUUGUAAGCUUGCAAAAUGGAGUAUAUCCACUUCAUACCUUACCCCCACCAUCUCCUAUUGAUGAGGUGACGGGUAGCUGUAUCAACAGUACUCUAUCUCUUGAAUAUUUCCAUUGAAAUGUGUUUUUCCCAGUGGGAAAAGUAAAAGUAGAUGACAGACGUUGGAACAUUUUGUCAAUUUGGGUAGAAGUUUGAGGGUAGGUGUGUGUGUUACCUUUUGAGAAAAAACUAUACCUGAUUCCAAGCAAAGCGAGGCGUUAAGCGCCUUGCGAAAGCAAAUUUAUAGUUUUGUUGCACGCAAAGCACAUGGAACGCGCGAGGAUCAUUAGCACUGAGUGCAAUUUGGCUUUGGUCAUAAAUCUUCCUAUCGGUUUGGUAUCCGCAGUUCCUUAGCAAUGGUGUCUCAAUUGACGUCAGCAGUGUGACGUCAUCAUAAGCAGAGUGUGAUUUGGCUUUGUUCAUAAAUCUUUCUAUCAAUUUGGUAUCUGCAGUCGCCUAGCAACAAAAUCGCGAAGCGUCCCAAUUGGCAUCACUAGGGUUUCCAGGCAACAGUUCCACUGGUUAGAACUGGUUUGAUGACAAAACCGUGAUUAUUGUCAGUGAAAAAAUGUUUGCAAUCAGUGAAAUAUCACGCCCACCAAGCUAUAAACAAAAGAGAAGAGCAAUUUAUGCAAUAAUAACAAUAGAUCAAAGUCUGCAAAGUUCAGUUCAGCAAAAACAUCGCCCUUGAAUAAACACAGCAUUGAAAAUGCUAUAAAUUUAAGACAGUACUCCCCAUGAUGGCCUAUACGGGGAGGCUCUGCUUGACUUAAGGUAUAUGAAAGGGUAGGGAUUUCACUAGUUGAAGUAUAUAAAAGAGUAGGGAAAUCUGUCAUUUGGGUCUGUGAAAGAGCCCAAAAGGACUAAGAAAUGAAUUUUAUGGCUUUAUAAAGUGGAGAAAAGGUUCUAUUUUUGUGUUUGAUUCCUAUUUAAAAGACAGUGCAUUUACAGCAGUUUAAAGGGAUGCAAAGUUCUAAAAAGGGUAUGUGAAGGGGGUACCAUUUGUUAAUAGAAGGUAUACAAAAGGGGUACCUUUUUUGUUAAAAAUGGGUGAGGGGUUGGAUCUUGUGGUGGAGCCUCUCAGUAUCAACAUUUGUUGAGUACCGCUUCCCCUGGGGAUCCCUCACUAUGCUUAACUUUGAUUCAUAAAUUGAACACAUUGAUUCUCAAUUUUCUCUUCUUGGGGUGUAUAACAAAUCACUUUAUGACUGGUUCCUCUGGAACUAGUUAAAUUUUUUCCCCGGGACUAAUGUUAGAUAUUGAUUUACUUCUAAACUACUUCAGUGAUAUUCAUAGUAAUCAAAUUAUGUGUCUUGAAGACAAAGUGUAUCUUAUUAAGAAGCAAACUAAUGUAUUUCUAUUUAUCUCCACAUUGUGUAACUUUCAGAUGGAAUUUUUGGAAGAAUGUGCCAAGAGAAAAUUGGUCAACAACAUACAGGGACAGAUUUCUUAUGGAGCAAAAAAUUCACCAUACUUUGCUGACUAUAUCUAGAAAGUAUUAUACUAAAGUAGAUGUCUACAAGAAAGACCUUGAAAGAUUUGUGCUCUUAGCAAAGGAGAGUCCUUGGCAGUCUUGUCAUAUUGAUGAUUCCUUGCAUGAACUGUUACAAGGAGAUGUCUGGUAAGAAAUAAGUGUACAGUUGAACCUCCGCUAACAGCAACCUCUCUACCAAUGGCCACUUUUUUUGUCCUGGCAGACAAAAAAUCCAUACUUAAUGAUUCUUGUUUAAAACCUCUCUACAACGGCCACCUCUUAACAAUGGCCACUUUCUUCUGUCCCCAAGGUGGCCAUUAAAGAGAGGUUCAACUGUAUAACUGAAACUUCUCAGUCUUGUCUUUGGGUUUCCAACAUUAAAUCAAUAAUGGCCCAACAAUGAUCAGUAUCAAAUCAGUUUUGCAUUCAAACGGCCACAGUUAAGUUAUUAGAGACUGGUCUUAAGAAGGAAGUUAGUACGUGAUUACCCAAAGGGAAUGCAUUUAAUAUUUAAAUAUUGUCCCACUAACCCAGUGACAAAUGUAUGGUGUAAAGAGAGGAGGAUUUACUAAUAAUUAUUUGUUUCAAUAAAGCGGACUAACAAAGUGAUUGUAAACAAGCAUGAUUGAGUUUCUUUACAGAGACAGACUUGGGUAUUUUUCUAAGGGGUUCCAAACUUGUGUGCUGUUGAAACCAUAUUCUAACCAUCCAAUACCUGCCAACUUUUUCUGACUCAAAUGCAUGAUAUUUUUGUCUUGUAAUGAUGUAGUUUCCAAAAAUUGCCUAGUGACUUUUCCUAAGAUUUUCUGAUGACUUCCAAACAUUGCUGAAAAUGUCUGCAGAUAUUCUAACCACCUUUGAGUGCUUUCAAAGCUAUUUCAAAGAAGAGGCCACUAGUUUAGCAUGUUGUGAUACAGUUAGGAGAUAAAGUAAGAAAUUGAAAGUAAUUUUCAUUUAAAUCAUGUGUUAAAGUCAAAAAAGAACAAUCAUGUCCAGAUUUGUGAGUCAGGCAUGAGAAAUUGUCCUUGAUGCGAGAGAUCAAUGUAGUAUGUAGGUGUGAGACUCAUGUAUAAUUAUGUGUGAGGGUGGCAGGCGUACCAUCCCCUUAAGUUAACACUUAACAGUAAUGAGAAAAAUAUUUUGAUAUUUUAUUAUAACCCUUUCUCAGGUUCGAGCUGGGGCAAAACUCUAGGCCACUCAGAAUAUCAAGAAGGAUCCGCAAAUGCAAUAAUAAUUUGCUUCUCAUCAGUGGCUCACAUAGUUUCCGAUCAGUAAAUAUUAAUUAUUUUUGUCUGCAGCAAAGUAAAUUUGACCUACAGAUAUUAUGCAAGGAAAGUGAACUCCUAUCUCAAAAUUGACCAACUUAAGGAUGAAUGGAAACAAUUUCUAGCAUUACCUGAUGAACAACAACCACUUGAAAAAGGUAAAAAUACCAAGAGUGGUAACAAUCUACUUAAUUGUUAUAACCUUUUAAAGCUGUAAGAGUCAAUAAAGGAGUUAUGAAAUGUAGUUAUUAAUUAAGUUAGGUUUUGUGGAUGAACUACUGGGGCACAAACAAUCAAAUUAAACCUUUCCAGCAUUAGUUUUACACAAGUUUUUUGUUUUCACAAGUUGUAAAUUAAAUUUGGAAAUUCUGACUUUUGGCUUUUUAGGGUACAAGGUGAUUAUAACUGUAUUGAAUUUAGAAUGAAACAGUUUUCCAGCCACGCUGGAACAAACUAUCAGGCAAAAAUCACUGAAUAACAAAAAAAUAAUUUUGCUUGAUUAUUUGCUUCAUUUUCAUUUUUUUAAAAGAAAAUUGGAAAAUAACGGAGCUGUUAAAUAUAUAUUUUAUUAAUUUAAAGAAAGAUAGCUUUUUCGGUUUGUCCAAGCUCAUAAGUAUGGUGCCAGACAGAGGGUCAAUGGUCACUGUGGUAUCCAUUCACUUCAUUCCAUCGUCAGAUUGUUCCAAGCCAGAUCGUGGUACUCAAUAGUCAGGUUGUUACACAAUAUAGUCAGAACUUUUCACAAGUCUUUAGGCCACAAGCAGAAACAAGGGCAUUACUUGUGUGUAUUCUUCAGAAGCCAAAAAAGUGCACUUCACAUUGAGUUUUACACUGAAACAGUGGAGCAAUCUAACUAUAAAAUGUUCAGAGAACGAUCUGGCUUUGAAUGAUCUGGAAUGAAACAUCGAUAAACCAUCAAUGCUACUGAACUGUCCUGACUGUAGAGACAAAGCCCCACCCUCCUCUCCAUUUCAGCAGCGCUGACAGGUUGAUGAACCUACAAUAAAAUUUUUUAAAUCUGUAAAAGGUUUGAAACCAUGAGUCAUUUCAUGAUUGUGGUCCUGAAUAGGACUGUUGUUGACAGUGACUGACAUUUUGACAAUCUGUGCAGUAGUCAUCUUCAGAGUCAAAGUGAGUUGUAUCACGUCAGUUGAUGGUAUUAGGCUAAUUUAGCAACAGAAUGGGAACGUCAGUUGACGAUGGCACGCACAAAUCAAACAACUGUCCUGACCAAUGGCUGUGCGGCAAACUGGGCACCGGAAGUCGAGUUUAGUCCUUUCCGCGGGCUUUCCCGUCAUCAAAUGACGUUCCCGUUCUGUUGCUAAAUCAGCCUAUUAUUAGACUUAUUACAUCGUGACUUAAUUAAUCAAUUAUGUCAAUAACCAGGGUUAAUACCACCCCUUGACAUGAUACAGCUCACUUUGACUCUCAAGAUGAUUACACACUGGUUGUUGAAACGUCAGUCACUGUCAACAGCAGUCCCAUUCAGGACUACUCUCACUGGGACCAUCAUGUUCCAGCUAAACUUUCUUAGCAGCUCUUCCCUUUGUUAUAGGUGCCAUGUUAAUUGCAAGAUGGAUACUUAAUGAGGAGGAAAUUGAUGAAAAUAGCACUUUUGCCGAACUUGAUGAGAUAGCAAAGAUGGUGCAGGAUAGUCUUGGGGGAAAUCUUACCAGGGGAGAGACUGUUUUGACAACUGCUCCAGAAGAAAGGAUGUCUAUAAGCACUGAAGAGUCAGCUCCAGCAGUUACACACCCUGCUGCAUGUUUGAGAAUAAUAGACUGUCUUAAGCAAGUAUUAUACCAACAGCUGCAGUUUAAAGGAAAUGUUAACGAUUACUAUAAAAAGGAAAACUCAAUGCUACAUCAGGUAUAUAUGGUCUUACGUUUUAAAUGAAUUUUUGACUCCCAGUCCAGUCAAAAUCAGCCGGCAGCCAACAUUUUGGCCACUUCCAGGGAAAUAUUUGCCACCUUCUCAUCACUGAAAAAAUACUCACGUUUUGGCCUUUGCCACCUGCUACUCUUGGUAUGGAGCAUUUUCACUCAUGUGGACAGCAUCUAUGCAAAUCUAAUUUGGAGUAAAAGGAAGCGUUCAAAUAAGAAUAUAGUGCAUGCAACCCCCACAGGACUGUUUUGCAACACUGUCAUGGCUGUCAUUUCAUUGUUUUAAUUGGGACAUCAUUAUGGCUGCCGUGAUGUCAUGUGAAAACGCUCUAUCCUGCUUGCUGUUGUAAAGCAUUUUGCCUGGGCUGUGUCUCUGUAGGGGAACAACUCUCUGUAUAACCAAAACAUGCAGCUCUAUCCAUUUCUAUUUGGUUGCUUUUGUGUAAUUCACCUUUGUCUUAGUAGGUUAAGAUGGACAGUGAAAUAAAACCAGCCUAUCUCUAAGAAAAAAGGUGGUCCUUUGAAUAUAGCUGUCUCUCCAGAAAGGCCUCUUGCAGUGAGUAAUUAGAGGCAGCUGUACUUGCAGGUUACUUGUAUCCCCAAUGUUAAUUAUUUUCCUGUAUAUCAAUCAAAAACUCUCAUAAUUUUCCUAAAUCAUUAUUUUGUGAUGAGUAAGCUUCUAUCAGCUCCCUUUAUCAGUAUUCCAUUUAGUGUGAUAACAAAUUUCUCAACAUUUAGUUAACAUAAUUUUUUCGUUUAUCAAGGUGUUAAAGAAUCGCACAGGCAACCCAAUCACGCUGUCAGUCCUAUUUGCUGGAGUAGCAAGACGACUUGGAGUUAAAUUAGAGCCUGUGAGUUUUGAAAAGUUUUCAGUAGCAGUAACUUUGUUUGCAUUUUUACGUGAGUAAGUAGCACCCUCAAAUGCUGUUAUAAUUACUCAUCUAUAGAAUGAGGUUGAACUCUUAUGGCAAUUAUUGCCACAGCUGUAUCUUGUUUCUAAGUUUCCUGAAUAUCAAGCAAAUAAAUGAGCAUAAAUGCAAACUGAUGUAAAUAAAUACUUCACAAGUUUUCAGAAAAAUUGUUCAAUAUGUCCUUCAAUAACUCAAUGUAAAGAGAAUACCCUCUAUUGCAACACUGCUAAUUAACAGUUCUUCUUCUCCUUCUUAUUUUUAAAUGUUAGGUAAAUUUUCCCAGCCACUUUUUGCUACGAUGGAGAACAAACUUGGACCCAGAGUAUGUGACAUGAACAUUUACAGUAUUAUUUAAUCCCAUAUCACAGUCAUUUCCGUGAAUAACAAUUUUAAAACUGCCACUGGAACUGCUUAGAACUUCUCUUGGCUUGGGAGAUUUGAUAGGUGAUGAUUGUAACUCCUUAUAGGUGUCAUUUAAUAAGCAGCUAGAGGGGUUUUAUUAAAGUUUAAAACACAAGGUACAGCAGAGUGUCUUAGAGAUGAUAAAACACAAGCUAUUAGUUUAGUGAAUGAUCUAAAAUUUUUCUCUUUAUCUGUUCAUUCCUCCAGUCAUUCUUCCAAUACUCUUUGGACUGUUGAGAAAAUUGGGGCUAAACCUUACAUGUAUUUUAUCACAUUUGAAAAAAUGAAACUUCUUCAGGAAUUAUUAAUGUACUAUUUUUUUACAGUCAUGUUAUAGGGUCUAGCUUUUUGUAGCUUUUAUCGUCUUGGGGUAUAUGAGCUGCCACGACAAUGAACCUUCUAUCCGAUGAUAAUAAAUCAUUAACAUAACAUUCUUAUUUAGAUAACUUCAUUAACAAACCCACAAAAAUGACAUAAGUUUGGAAUUUGUGAUGAAAUAUUUUCAUUGACUUUUCACCUGUGGGAGUGAAAUAGCCUGUGUAGACUUGCUCCUUCCCUCCUACCCUGUACACAGGCUAGGAGUGAAAGAGUUGCUAACAGUUUUUUUUUUUUGAAAGGGUAGAUCAGUCCACAGCGUAUAAGUACAUAGACUGCUUUAAUGGAGGAAGACUUCUCUCAGAGGGACAGUGUAUUGAGUUGAUUUUACCACCCUCUCUGGAUAAUUCCUCCUUGCGAAAAAGCGCUUUUAUCAAAGCCACGCCCAAACAGGUAAUAAACAGAUUAACGAUAGAAAUUGUAACUCAACUGCCUGACUGCUGGUAUUCUACGAAACAUUAGUCUGUGUUUCUCCAGUGUUUGAGGCUAAAAACUGUGCGUUAUCGUAGCAGUUGAAAGCUUGAUGAAUGUAGUUUUAGUCAAACUCCACAAACUUGAAACAAGAAAAUUCAUAAGGUUAUAACUUACUAGUCUGCUACAGCCGUUUUAGUGUCGUCACGCAACGUUGCGUGACGACAGUAAAAAGGCUGUGUAGCAGACAAGGUUAUGACCCGGGGGGGGGGUACUGCCAUAUAUGGGCUAUAUGGGUAUGUGCCGCUGUGAAGGGUAUGGUUUUCAAGCAGUUUACUCUAGGAUAGGUUAUAUAAAUCAGAGCGUUUGGGUCUAGAAUAGGGUAUCAUUUUUCAGGAAACUGAUCAGUUGGUUGAAGAUUUUAUCUAGACUGGGGAAACAGCUACUCUAGGAUAGGGGGAUUUUGAAAGUUUACUCUAGUAUAGGGUAGCAAAAUUCAGCUGAACUAGCUCUGGUAUAGGUCAAGGGUUCCAGGGUCCCAGCGGCACAUCCCCACCCAGAAAUUCCUAAAGUGCCCCCCCGGGGGUUAUGACAGCAACCAAUUUGAAAAAAGCUGUGGUUACACGCUAAGUAUCAAACGCAAAAGAAGAUCCCGCUGCAGCUAUAAGAGAGUCAAACCUGGCGACAGUGCUUGCUCUAGCAGAAGGAUAUCGUACAAAUCAAACAUACAAUAGCUGCACUGUGAGAGUUUCUUCUGUCACAGUCAAACAUAUGACAAGGCUUGCUAUAAACAGAGUGCCUUCAGUGUGCCUUUAUAACAGUAGAUAAGGUAUCAUUCAGGCGCAGACCAGAGCGCGCUGCACGAGUGUCUAACGUAACAAUCAAACAUCGAACAGAGCGCGCUGUAAGAUUGUCUAACGUAACAGUCAAACAUCGAACAGAGCGCGCUGUAAGAUUGUCUAACGUAACAGUCAAACAUCGAACAGAGCGCGCUAUAAGAUUGUCUAACGUAACCGUCAAACAUCGAACAGAGCGCGCUAUAAGAUUAUCUUACGUAACAGUUUAACAUAGAAUAGAGCGCGCUGUAAGAGUAUCUAACAUCGAACAGAGCGCGCUGUGAAAGUGUCUAACGUAAAAGUGAAAUAUCGAACAGAGCGGACUAUAAGUGAGUGUCUACCAUAACAAUAGCCUGAGUAGCAGGCGUUCGAAAGUGAAGGGGAAGGGAAUUAAGGCGCGAGACCACGCGCGAGGGAGGAGGGAGGAGGGGAGGGGUUCCUUUUCUUUCUCCCUCGCGCGCGCCCAAAUUCCCCCUUCCUCUUCCCCUUUUAACGCCUGCCACGCAGGCAGGCGUAGGAGUUUAGUGCCCUAACGGGUGUCUAACGUCACAACUAAAAAUGAAUCAUAGCGCGCCAUAAGGGUGUCUAACGUAAUAACCAAAUACAAAACGGAGCGCGCUAUGAAAGCUUCUAGCGUAACAAUCAAACAAUAGGACAUAGAGCGCUAUCAGUGUCUAACAUAACAAACAUACAAUAUAGCGCGCCAUAAAAAUGUCUCUAGAGUAACAAACAAGCAACAACGAAGCGUGCUAUAAGAGCGUUGAACGUAACAGCUGAACGUAACAAUCAAACGCACAAUGGAGCGCGCUAUAAGACUGUCUAACCUAACAACCAAACACAAAACGGAGUGUGCUAUAGGAGAUUCCAACAUAACAAUCAAACAUAUAACAGAGCGCGUUAUGAAAGUGUCUAACGUAACAAUCAAAAACGCAUAACGGAGUGCGCUAUAUAAGUGUCUAAAGGUAAUAAUCAAACAUGCAACAUAGCGCGCUAUUUGAGUGUCUAACGUAACAACCAAUGAACGAACAAACUGCGCCACAAGAGUUUCUAACGUAAUAAUCGAACACAGAGCGAAGCACUUAAUAUAAGAGUAACUAACGAAACUAAACAAUAGAUUUGAACUGGCUAUUACAGCGUCUAACAAAUCAAACGUAAAUCAGAGCGCGCUAUGAUUGUUGUCGUGUAACGUGAUAAUCAAACACAGAACAGAGCGUGCUCUAAGAGUGUUUAACAUAAUUAUCGAGGAACGAGCAAAGUGUCUUACCGAAAAAUCAAACAGAGAAGAAUAGGAAGCUUAAUCAUUUUAACACACGUUCUAUAGCGCGUGUCGCCUUUUCUCGUGGGGUGAUUUUAACGCGCGCUCGCGUUUCGCUCGCUCUACUAUCCCUGAGGAAAAAUGUGGACUACUCGUAGUCUACACGUUCUAUUGGCGCUCACGGAAUGGAAGUAAGCCAUUGAUAUUUGUUGAUUUAUUGUUUUUUCCAGGUAUUUAUUCGCAUGGUGGCUAAUAUCGUCAACAGCUACAGAGCAGGAGAUCCACAAGACAAUGGGUGAGAGCUUAUAACGCUGAGUCAUUAUCAAGAUACACAACUGAGCCACAAGGAGACACUAUAGAUCACAAUAACAGCUAUCAGGGCUGCACUUUGCUUUGAGAAUUUCCACUUUUCAGAAUCCAAACGUUUGUUAUUGUGAAACUCACAAAACUUUGAACACUAGAAAUGUUUAUGGAAUGUUCUUGUGUUGCGAGAAAUCAGUCAGUAUACAAUCAACAUUCCUGAAAUUUUUCAUGUGUUCACGGUUUUCUGAGUUUGACAGUAAAGGGUAACAGACUGACAACGGAAAAUUUGUUUUUGUGUGAAAUCAACUCUUGGGAAAAAUAUUUCUUAAGUUUAAAUGGAGUUAGUUUAAGUCUGUAUUUACCUCUUCAGUCAGGAGAAUACCAAACCUGAAAAUUGUAGAAAAAAAUUGAAGAUAUAGUUUUCGCCCCAAGUAAGGUAAAUCGGAUUCCUGAAUCCGGGAAAGUUUUGUUCGUGGAUUCCAGAAUCCCGGGCUUUGGAAUCCGGAAUCUAGCUCAAGGAAUCCGGAAUCCGGCUAAGGAUUCAGUAGAAUCCAGUAUCCAAGUUCGACUGACAAGAAAUCCAAAAUCCAGUACCUGGAAUCCGUCACAAGGAAAAAUACUGUCAUAAAGGUUAUAUUUUGCUUUUCCCUGCUUAAGAUUUCGUUUAGUGAGUUACAAAUGGGAAAAAACAUUAGUGAAUCUGGGACGAGAAGGAAUAACAAGCAAUACAAUUAUUUGUACGUUUUUGUAAGGUUGAAGGGUCUGCAUUCCUCAUUGAAUCUUGCACUUCUUCUGGACCCCUCUGAUGAAAGUAGCAGAUUACUUGUGGCAAGAAUACAGCUACAUUUGGGAGUUGACUUGGACGAGGUACUGAAAGCGGAAAUGUUUAUUCAGUAUUUUUGAAUUUAAUACAGUAUAUAGUAGUUCAUGUGAAUAUUGUGUCGCCUAGACAGGCUCAAACAGACUGUAAUAUAUUGAACUUAGUUUGAGUAGAUCCCCCCUUGUUCAAGAAGACAUGAGCAACAGAAAUCCAGUUUUUCUUCCCGUAUUUUAUGGCCAGUACUAGAAAGAGUAGCCUAGGUUUCUGGUGGAUAUUUUACCCUUACAAGCUCAAAAAAAUUACUUGACUCGCCCGUAGCUUCCGAGUGACUUGACUACUAAAGCAUUAAGUGUCAUGUAUUCAGGUUCAUUGAGGCUGAGUUUUUAGUUAGUCCUUAAUCCCGAUUAUAAACAAAAAGAUAUAUUUUCAUAGGCAAUUGUCAGCUUGGAGAUGUUACAAGGAGGCGGAAGUACCACAGCCAGGGAUAUGCUUGAACGAGCCAAGCAAAAGAAAGCUGAACAGGAUCAAGCAGAUGAUACCCCACAGCCUGUAUGUGUAUGCCAAGAUUUUUUUCGAGUCAUUUUUAGUUUGCCUCUCCAGAUUUAUGGUAGUCAGUGCGAUGAGCGCGCAACAUGGGGGUUACCCUGCCUGUGGAGGGAAGGGGUGGGAAAGAAAUGCAAACGUCCUUUUCUUUCGUUUCUAUCUACCCCCGUGCGUGGCAGCAGCAAAGGGGGAGGGAUAGAAAAGAAAUGCAAACGUCCUGUUCUAAUGUUAUCAUGUUCCCAUGUACUCCCACUACGCAGGAUACCUGGGUUAUUGAUUCGAUUUUUGGGACGCCUAUCGCUCCUUCUUCGUCUUUGUAUAGCUUAGACGUUUUUUACACAAUACAAUACCUACAUUACUUAACCGCAAGUCUUCUAGAAUUUUGUUUGCUGGUUGCUAAUUUCGUAACUCUGUUACAAUCCCGCUUUAUGAAGGAGCUUUCUUCAACCGAUUACUGAUCAUGUAUCGCGACGUAUUUCGCUCGUGAAGCUAGGUCGGUGUUGUGACGAACUUCACAAUGGGGCUGUUUUGGGGACGUCAUCGCCUCUCAUUUGUUUUGUAUUUUUUUCUAAUUUUUCAUUGACAUUUGAUUUUUCUUUGUUUCGCUCAAAAUUUGCAUGUAAGCCGCGCGAGGACUAAGCCUCACGCCGCGGAAGGACUGGUUCCAAGUUAAUUUCAAAGAGGCGUUGUAGCGUCAGGACGGCGUAGACAUUUUUUAGAGAGGUGUUUUUUUCAUGUUAGUCACGUCGUAGGCUCGAUUACCAGCCGCUGUUCGGGAAAAUGAGCCCGCACUCAUCCCCCUCUUCGGGGAGGAUCAAAGCCCGGACCCGGGAGACGGCGGAAAUCGAGCCUAGUCACGUCGAGAAGUUUUGUAAUCCGCCUGAUUUAAGUCUUUGGUGAAGCCUUCUUUCAAGAGUGUCAUUAAAGAUAACGUCGCCAUCACAUCAUUACUGGUUGGUGGUUCCAAAUGCGACUGGGUCAAAAUUCGUCCCUGCACAGUUCCAUGGUGCAUUUCGAUACAACAUUGACCCAGUCUCAUGCGGAACCUUAAAAUGGCCAAUAAUAACAAUGCGUAAUUUAUUACUUUUGCUUAAACGCAUACAGCAAGUUGGCGAUAUCUGUUGUAGACUACUUAAGCAUCUUUUUGUCUUGUCCUCCUUGCCUUUUUAUUUCAGAAGUUGAGGUCUGAUCCAAGACAUUCAGAAGUUGGUUUUAAAGUUGGAAUGGUUAUGAGGCACAAGUUGUAAGUAUGAAGGCACGUUGUUGAAGGCGUCACCACAUUUUUAUCAAGUCGAAAGUACCGAGUGGUUUCACAAUUACUUAAAUACUGACUAGUUCAACUACGUUAUUAUUGAGCAAUGCUUAAUGUUUUGGAUUUUUAUUUGCCAUUCUACAGUACAACUACCAUGUGCGACCACCUUAAGCACCACUCCAAAACACAAAAAUUUUGCCAGUCGAAGCCCUUAGUAGUUACAUACAAUGCCUUGUAUGCUGUUUAUUCAGGUACAAUUAUGGCUGUGUCAUAUACGGUUGGGAUCCUGUUUGUAAAAUGGACGAGUUAUGGAUUCGACAAAUGGGUGUGGAUAACUCUCCUGGUGGUCGGAACCAGCCAUUUUACAACGUGCUUGGGGAUGAUGGCUCUAGAAGAUAUGCUGCACAUAGUAAGUCAUUUGCUUUUUUCGCCACUUAAGAAACGAAAAGGAAACUGAGUGGAGUUAACUUUCGCAAAGACUUAUGGGACUGUUACUAAGGACAGGGAAAGUAAAUUGGUCCACAGCUGAUUGGCGCAUCCCCAUGAUAAUCCCAGAAAUCUUUGCGAAAGCUAACUCGGCUCAGUUUUCUUCUCUUUUGUAAACAAACGAAAGACUGCCCCCCGAUCUUCAGAUAACAGCCAAUUUGACCUAAGACUAAUCUUCUCAUAGUUCCCAAAGUAUUCACGAGCUUUUAAAACACUGACCGAACUUACGAGUGUUCUUUGUAAUUAAAAGGAGUAGUGAGUGAUCAGCCUUCUCCUCCGUUAGUAACGCCUGCAUACAUAUAUUGCGAGAACGACUUUGUGUAUUAGUUCGAUACAUCUGCUAGUGAAAUAAAUUUUAUCAGUUCAUCUUUCCGUCGCUCCCCGCACAGGAAGAAAUUUUCUCGCUUUCAUCGAAUGUCCUUUUUGUCGUACAGAAAUUCCCCUAUGCAUGUUGUUUAGACAGGGGAACAAUGCUCGCACCAGGCUUAAGCGUGGAGAUUAAUAUCCUUUAAAGUUUUUGGAGAUUAAUAUCCUUUAAAGUUUUUCUUUGUACCUUUUACGAAAAUGUUUUGUUGUAAAGAACAUUUGUUGCGAAGGAGCAUUGCACGCGCGUUUUUGUUAGCAACUUUUCUCGCGACAGUGCGGCAUUGAAGGUUGAACAGAAAAGACUGUUCCACGCAGCAGCACUUUAAAUGCCAUCCAUUUCUUUCGCUUGCAGCGAACUUGAGAGAAGACCCCCAGCAGCCGUUUAAUCCACAUCCAGAACUGGGAAAGUACUUCAAAGGUUUUACAGGGACACGGUACAUACCCAAUGAAAGCCUUCAGCAAGAAUACCCCGAGGAUGUGUUCAAUGCGGAGGAUCCAUAAAUAUGUUAAAAGGAGAUAGUAAUCAAAGUUACCUUUCUUACUAUUAUGUAUAGUCACUGAACUUUCUUUUAGCAGACAGCUAGAUUUGAUCUCUGUCAUUCUUUAGACAUUAUUUAACCUAUAUAAUGGGUUGACACUCUCUACAAUGGACUAUGACUGCGGUAACCUGUCAAGUCGCCCGAAAGUCAUCUCGCCCGAAAUUUUAAUAAAGAGUGUAUGUAAUAUAUCUCGUUCUUUUAGCCUUGAUGAAACGAAACAAGCACGUCAAAUGAGUAAUACAUCAGCUUGUUCUUAAAGAUUUAAUGAAACGAAACAAGCGAGAUGAAAAUGUGAGGAUGUUGCUAAGCUCGAUAAAUUUUCGGGCGACUUGACUAAAAAUUGCGGGCGACAUAACUCUGGUUUCGAGAGACUUGACCGUAAACCUUGAGUACCUGUCUACUCGGGUCGGUCUUGAUUUUGGGUUUUCUGUUGUGACUUCUCUGGAACAUACGUAAAGACAGCUUUGUACAAUAAUGUAAAAUCAUAUUGACCGUAUUGUAAAAGCGUGAGAUGUAGAAAGUGAUGAGUAGUACACUGAGUGAAACGUCCCAUUCUUAUGCCAAAAGAAUAAGAAGCAUUUUUUUUGUAAAUAUGAUCACGUUUUACUUAAAGGAAGUCUAAAACUACAUUGAAAAUUGAAUAAAUUGCAUGAAAAGAG